GGUUCUGAGAACCUGGAGGCUCCAGCCUGGGGAGGAGAACCCCCAAGGCCGGGACAGCUCAGCCCCGCCCGAGUAAUAGCCCCGGACCGGCGCAAGAAGUGCCUCUGUUCCCGGGGAUCCCUGCGAUCACAUGUUCCCCUGUUAUUCUUCAGGCUGCAGUGCAAGCCCGGAGGUCUGCGUCCAGGUUCUGUGUGUUUACAUCCUCUCACUCUUAGGAGAUCUGGGCAGCUGUUCUGGCCAUCUGCCCCUGCAGACGCUCCCUGAAUCCCCAAGUGUGUCACCCCCAAGGUUGCCCACCUCCUGCUCUGGCCACCGCUUUACACUUUGCCCAGCUCCAUGUAAUUGAAGGAAGCGUGCUGGUUCCCCUGCUCACCUGCCUCACCUGCCACCUCGUUUCUUGGCUACCCUGGAUGGAAUUGGGAUAAAGAAGGAAAAGAUAAUCAUGGCAGAAUAGAGGGUCCCCGGAAUACUGGGCAGUCCUGAGCUCUGGGAUGGAGCCUGAAGCAGCACUGUGGGGCCCAGAUCUGCAGGGUCCUGAACAGAGCCCCAGCGAUGCUCACAGAGGUACCAAGAGUGGGAAUGAAGAGGAGAGCCCCCACCAGGAAAGUUCUGGGGAAGAGAUCAUCUUGGGAGAUCCAGCUCAGAGUCCAGAAUUCAAGGACCCACCAGAGAUGCCCCUGGAAAGACCCUCCCAGGAUCCCUCUGUCCCCCAGAACCCCCAAACCCCACCGGGUCACCCCAACCCCUUGGACCACCAGACCCCUUUGGACUCCCCUGCCCCCGAGGUAGUCCCAACCCCAUCUGACUGGACCAAGGCCUGUGAGGCCAGUUGGCAGUGGGGGACUCUGACCACAUGGAACAGCCCGGCGGUGGUCCCAGCCAAUGAGCCUAGCCUGCGGGAGCUGGUGCAAGGCCGCCCAUCUGGGGCUGAGAAGCCCUACAUCUGCAAUGAGUGCGGCAAGAGCUUCAGCCAGUGGUCCAAGCUGCUGCGGCACCAGCGCAUCCACACGGGCGAGCGGCCCAACACCUGCUCGGAGUGCGGCAAGAGCUUCACGCAGAGCUCGCACCUGGUGCAGCACCAGCGCACACACACCGGCGAGAAGCCCUACAAGUGCCCUGACUGUGGCAAGUGCUUCAGCUGGAGCUCCAACCUGGUGCAACACCAGCGCACGCACACGGGCGAGAAGCCCUACAAGUGCACCGAGUGCGAGAAGGCCUUCACCCAGAGCACCAACCUCAUCAAGCACCAGCGCUCCCACACAGGCGAGAAGCCAUACAAGUGCGGUGAGUGCCGGCGGGCUUUCUACCGCAGCUCGGACCUCAUCCAACACCAGGCCACCCACACGGGUGAGAAGCCCUACAAGUGCCCCGAGUGCGGCAAGCGCUUCGGCCAGAACCACAACCUCCUAAAGCACCAGAAGAUCCACGCUGGCGAGAAGCCCUACCGCUGCACCGAGUGCGGCAAGAGCUUCAUCCAGAGCUCGGAGCUGACCCAGCACCAGCGCACGCACACCGGCGAGAAGCCCUACGAGUGCCUCGAGUGCGGCAAGAGCUUUGGCCACAGCUCCACCCUCAUCAAGCACCAGCGGACUCACCUGCGCGAGGACCCCUUCAAGUGCCCGGUGUGCGGCAAGACCUUCACGCUGAGCGCCACACUGCUGCGGCACCAGCGCACGCACACGGGGGAGCGGCCCUACAAGUGUCCUGAGUGCGGCAAGAGCUUCAGCGUCAGCUCCAACCUCAUCAACCACCAGCGCAUCCACCGCGGCGAGCGGCCCUACAUCUGUGCCGACUGCGGCAAGAGCUUCAUCAUGAGCUCCACCCUCAUCCGCCACCAGCGCAUCCACACGGGUGAGAAGCCCUACAAGUGCUCUGACUGUGGCAAGAGCUUCAUCCGCAGCUCCCACCUCAUCCAGCACCGACGCACCCACACGGGCGAGAAGCCCUACAAGUGCCCCGAAUGUGGCAAGAGCUUCAGCCAGAGCUCGAACCUCAUCACUCAUGUGCGCACCCACAUGGAUGAGAACCUCUUCGUGUGCUCCGACUGCGGGAAGGCCUUCCUGGAGGCGCACGAGCUGGAGCAGCAUCGGGUGAUCCACGAAAGAGGGAAGACCCCAGCUCGAAGAGCUCAGGGUGACAGCCUUCUGGGGCUUGGGGACCCCGCCCUGCUGACCCCACCCCCCGGAGCCAAACCACACAAGUGUCUCGUCUGCGGAAAAGGAUUCAAUGAUGAGGGCAUUUUCAUGCAGCAUCAGAGGAUCCAUAUUGGAGAAAACCCCUACAAAAAUUCAGAUGGCCUCAUCGCACACCCAGCCCCCAAACCUCCUCAGUUCAGACCCCCCAGGCUCCCUUUUGGAGGGAAUUCCUAUCCAGGUGCUGCAGAGGGCAGAGCUGACCCCCCAGGCCAGCCCUUUAAAACGCCUGAGGGGCAGGAGAGCUUUGGCCAAAGGCUGGGGCUGCUCUCCUCCAAGUCCUACAUUUGUUCCCACUGUGGGGAAAGCUUUCUGGAUCGUGCUGUGCUCCUCCAACAUCAGCUCACUCAUGGCAGUGAAAAGCCCUUUCUCUUUCCUGAUUACAGGAUUGGCCUAGGGGAGGGGGCAGGGCCCAGUCCCUUCCUAAGUGGAAAGCCUUUUAAAUGCCCUGAAUGCAAAAAAAGCUUUGGCCUCAGCUCUGAGCUACUGCUGCACCAGAAAGUCCAUGCAGGUGGGAAACCCCAGAAGAGUCCCGAGCUGGGGAAGAGCUCUUCUGUCCUCCUUGAGCAUCUCAGGAGCCCCCUGGGGCCCAGACCCUACAGCUGUUCAGAUUGUGGGGCCUCCUUCCUGGAUCGCCUGGCCCUCAUCCGGCACCAGGAGACUCACACCCAAGAAAAGUCCCCCAAACCCGAGGACCCCCUUCCAGAGCCAGCCACCUUGUCCACAAGCCAGGAAGGUGAGGGAGAAGCCCCCACUCCCACAGGGAGUAGCAGCCAUGGGGAUGGGGAAAACCCUAAAGCCCUCUUGGAGGAAAAGCCCUAUUUAUGUCCCGAGUGUGGAGACGGCUUCACGGAAGUUGCAGCCCUUCUCCUUCAUAGGAGCUGCCACCCAGGGGUCUCCCUGUGAAAUGGGUCUGGAGACCAGGGGCCUUUCUCUCCUGAGAGGAACACUGGAUCUCCCCAAAAAUUAGAUGGGGAAAGGAGGAAAACCCUAUCAGAUUGUAGAGAAGUGGAGGAUAAAGAACCCUGGGUAAAAAUAAUGCUUUUACAUCAGUGAUGAGAAACCCUAUGAAAUUCUUGGUGGGAACCACUUAUAAGGCAGUAGAGAAAAACUGUUGGGUUAGAAACCCUAUAAAUAUGUAGGAAAAAAAAAGCCCUUUAAGUCUGUAGCAGAAAACCCCUAUAAACCCUAGUGGAUAAAAGCCCUAUUAAUUGUAGGAAGAGGUCUCAAUAUGUCUCUAGACACCCCUAUAAAACUGUAUCAAAAUCCUUAUAAAACUCUAAGGUCAGGGAAGUGCAGGGAAUACAACAAUGGCAUUGACUUGGGAGGUGUGACCCUCAGAAGGUACAGAAGAGCCUCCCAUGAACUUGCUCCACAGUCUUCUCUCCCACUGGAGUAUGGGAGGGAGCGUCUCUCCCGGAAGCCUUGGACAAUUACACUGAGGAAAAUGCUCAGCUGGGCAGUAGUGUGGGGUUUGGGUGGAACUGGGAAAGGAAAAGGACAAAGAUAGGAGGAAAACAAAUGAUGAGGAGCCCACAGACCCACAGAGGAGAAACGACCCAGGAACUAGGGAGAGAGAGCUCCUUGCACUGGGGCUUCCUCGGGGUGUGGGCCCAAUCGUAGAUGGACUGCAUGUGUUAGAGGAAGAGGCCCAUGGAAUUCCUUAUCAAAAGAACCAACAAAUGGGAAAGAAAAAAAAUGAUGUCAAGCCUUUUUAAAGGGCUGAAGUUUAGGGUGCAUAAAAACUUUUAAGAAUACUGGGAAACUACCACAAAAAUUAUGGGGAAGAGUGGGGGAUUUCUGUUAGAGUGCUUUGAGGGAAGCAAAUCAAGGUGGAGAAACUGUGUUCAUACGGAACCUAGCGACUCCAGGCCGCCCAGGCCUCCCUGUUUGCGGGAGCUUGUUAAACUGCAAGUGCAAGCAGAUCCCAGCUCAGGCCACAGGGUUCUCCCCAGCCCAGCCCAGCUGGGGACUUCUCUGCUGAGGGGCCUCCAGGGGUGGGGGGGGUCCCUCCUGCCACAUUCUCAGGUCUCAAUGUCAGGAGGUUUCUCCUGAACUCUAACUGCCACCAGUCUUGCUGCAGUGGCCGCCAAUUUCCUCAAAUUCUGUCCUUGGUUGGAGAAGGAGAAACACUGCUAGUCAACCUCCAAAGAAUAAAGCCCUUCAGAGACUCAAGGGCUGUGUGUGGUUAAAUCCUCCCUAGACUUCUCUUCUCCAAGUCAGCGAAAGCCGUGUGUGUGUGUGCCCUGUGGCAUGAGUGCAGCAAGUCAACAGAAUGGAGAGCUCUGAUUAGCCAGCAACUUGCUUUUAAACCUCACUCUUUCAUCUGAGUUGUUAGCAAGGCUGCUGGCAGGAUGAGCCAGCCUGCACAUAGUGGGGGUUGUCCAAACCCCCCAGACUGGAUCAUGGGUCCCUGAAGAGUCUACGGAGGCUUAACCACCUUCCCCACCCUGGUACCUGGAGCCCUCUGAGUUUGUGAUGAUCCAGCCCAAUCAUGGUCUUGGAAAGGGACAGAUUCCACCCACUUGGCACCUCUCCUCCUUUGCCAGUAACCUUCAGAGGGAAACGAAAGGAUGAGAAACACACUCCCCGGCUAGGCUCAUAUGUCCUCACACAACACACACAGUUACUUUCAUUAACCCAGCAAAACCUGCUAACGUGACUGGGUGUGUGUGUGGCAGGGGAAAGAGACUGUUGCCCUCUAAAAUGGUUGAAGAGAGGAAAUGGAAACAUCUGUAACAAGAAUCCCACCCCCUAACCCGGGAGACUCUUAAAGAAGGAGAGAACUCCAUGCAGUACUGGGUCCAAAGGAAGUACCCACUGACCCCACACUGGCACCAGUAAUGCACUUGGUUCUGGAGGAAGAGAACUGAGAUGCUAGAUGAAGUGGACUCUCAGGAAUCACAUCCCUGGAGAGGGUGACUCGGAUUCCUACCAAGCUGUGGAAGAGACCUCUAAUUCCAUUACCUAAAAGUUCAGAAGGUGAAAGUCCAUCUACCCUGCCGCCAAAGGGAUGACCCUCCAAUUUAAAGGAUCAAAAAUCUAUACUAUUGUAGGAGGAAAAACCCAGGCCUGCUGGGGAGAAGGAAAAUGCAGGCCUCAUAUGAUUGUGGGAAGACAUUUGUUAUCAUCUGCAUAAAGCCCCACCCCACCCAAGUGCCAGGUUGGAAAGCACUACUGAGAGGGGAGAAGGAGCCUGCCUGCUGAAUCUCUACUGACGGAAGUGUCAACAAAGGGGGUCUCCCUACGAGACUGAGGAAGAAGAGACAAUCCUCUAAGACAAAGCAGAUUUUUUUUCCCCUCUAAGAUGGUAGCAGAAAGAAAGUUCAAUUGUAGAGACAAACUGCUUGUAAAGUUAGAAGCAGAUCCCCUCGGAAACAGGCCUGAGGAAUCUGUCUCCAGAAAAGAAUCCUAGGGAGCAGCCUCUGGAGCUCAGGGGCCAUUCCGAGAGGAGGUGGUCAGUGUGGUCAAAGGCUGACUGUAGGCCUAUUGAGGACUAGAGUGUAGCAUACGUAGUAGGAUGCUCGCAUGUUGUAGGGAUGGGUGAGGGCCAGGGGUCUCAGCUCCAGUACUGAAUGGAUGAUGUGGACACGAUCAGUCAGGGUCUGGGGUUUCAUAGCAGGAAAGGAGCAGAGUCGGACACCUCUGGGGUGUGAACUGUUCUCUCUCGCCCACCUCUCCAAACUCCUUUAACCAGAUGCUUCCCUCCCAGAGCAGGCUACUUCUGGCAAGAACUAAGCAGGGAGCUGGUUUGGGGGAGGUGGCAGUGUCGAGUCCCUCUGACCAGCUCAGGCAAAGGCCCAGGAUUGUGGCACUUGCCCACCAAAACUGAGUCUAGAAGGCAUAGUGUAGCCAAACCCUCUUGUCCAACUCCAUGUAGGCCUGACUCUUCAGAAGUCCCCUGGUGGAGGAACCCAACAGACAGGGUCACAAAGCCAUGAUGAAAGCAGAGGAAAGAGCAGAAAGUCAUCUGAGCUUAGGGUGAAACUUGAAACUGCUAUGGAUAUGGAGGUCAGAUGGGAACUCAAAAGAACUGGGCGUGAAUCCUGAAUGGUGGGGAAACUUGAAACCAUCACAACCAAGAGGUGGGGUUCUAUGACACUCGCCCCUGAGGUGAGCAGCUCUUAGACUCCUUUGCCCCCAUUAGGGAAGUCCCACUCACCUGACUUGUCCCCCCUGGAGUGAGGAGAGGCCCCACUUUUGAGUGUUGUGUGUCAAUAACAGUGUUGUGUCACCAGUGGUCAUGUUGAUUAGUUGAAGAGAAUAAAGGGAAUAAGAUUUCC
Messenger RNA from Equus caballus (horse), 6475 nucleotides. RefSeq names its product zinc finger protein 629 (gene ZNF629). Lineage: Eukaryota; Metazoa; Chordata; Mammalia; Perissodactyla; Equidae. The record is from RefSeq and is a predicted model, not a curated record. Gene Ontology annotation, molecular function: DNA-binding transcription factor activity; RNA polymerase II cis-regulatory region sequence-specific DNA binding. Gene Ontology annotation, biological process: regulation of transcription by RNA polymerase II.